This is a messenger RNA of Aplosporella prunicola CBS 121167, 1187 nucleotides long. RefSeq lists its product as uncharacterized. Bases 44 to 853 code for a protein of 269 amino acids. Lineage: Eukaryota; Fungi; Ascomycota; Dothideomycetes; Botryosphaeriales; Aplosporellaceae. The transcript has 3 exons. The record is from RefSeq and is a predicted model, not a curated record. Gene Ontology annotation, biological process: polyketide metabolic process.
ACCAGCCAUCGCCGCCAUCAUCACAUAUGCCGGGCGCAUGCAAAUGCAUAAGCAGCCCUACCUCUCCCACACCAACGACUCCUCGGCAUCUUCCGCACCAUCCACCAAACACUACACCUACCCCGGCAUAGGAAAGCACUUCAUCCUCCCCGCCCACGCCUCCUACGACGGCGCAGCCGCAACGCUCGCGCACACGCGCUCGCUCGCGUUCCUGAAGCCCCUUGUCGGCGGCCCGUGGUUCGACCUCGAAGCCAUAUGGGAAGAGCACACGCGGUACGAGUUCGGCGAGCGGGCGGUCGCGAAGACAAUGUCGACGAUGGUCGCCGAGCCGUAUGUCAACGACAUCCCGAAUCUGACGGGCGGGAUUGGCCGUGACGCCUUGACGGCGUUUUAUGCCCGCCAUUUCAUUCAUGUCAAUCCGAAGGAUAUGGGUCUGAGGCUUGUGAGCCGCACUUUGGGCAUUGAUAGGCUGAUUGAUGAGUUUGUGUGUGAGGGGAUGCAUGAUCGCGUUAUUGACUGGCUCCUCCCCGGCGUCCCGCCCACGAACCGCAAAUUCGAGGUCCCGUUCACAGGCAUCAUCAGCAUCCGCGGCGACCGCCUCUUCCACGAGCACAUUGCAUGGGACCAGGCGACGCUGCUGCGGCAGCUGGGGCUGCUGCCUGAGUACCUCCCCUUCCCCUACCCCCUCCCCGGCCACGACCCCCCACCCCCGGGCAAGCGCCUCGAGUACCGCGUCCCCGCUGUCGGCGUAGCUACGGCACGCAAGCUGGAGAGCGAGACCGCGGUGCCGUCGAAUGAGUUGUUGGAGGUGGGGGCGGAGGGGCUUGCUGUUCGCGAGGUGGAUGAUGCGUAGGUGUUGGGAGAUGGGGAAGUAGGGGAAGUGAGGUAAUUAGGGGGAAAGAAGUACGGGAGGGUUGUUGGGGUUGUUGGGAUGGUUGCGUGUGUAGGUAGGGCUGUUGCUGUAAAGGUGAAAAAGAUCUAUAUAAAAAUGAACGGGAGCGCGAGAGCUUUGGCGGGGGUGUGUUGGGUGCUAUGUACGGCAGUGUCGGUGUGUGAUAUAGGCUUAAUUAGAACCUUCUCUGUGAAGUAGGCAGCGACUACUAGAAGCGGACUUAGCGAGAUCAAGCCUGCCUAUUAAAUUACCUGGGAUUUUCUAAAAGUAAAUGAAAUUUAAACAUGUUCUGGGG